UUUAUCUCUUUCAUUGCAGAAGUAGCAGAAUUCCAGUAGUGCACUUGAGUUUCAGCAUACCGGCCUUUGACUACAAAAUAAGUGUUUCCCAUUUAGGGAAGCCCAGGCCAACCUAGUGCAAGCUGUGUGUAAAAUCACUUUUUCAAUGAAAAUGAGAAGUGCCAAAUCUGUGAACCUUCACCUCUGCAAAACCACAGUGCGCCCUCCUUCGAACUAUGCACUGCUCUCAAGGAUUGUUGGCUUUGUGCUGAACAAGCAUUCAAUAUUAAGUCAGUGAAGUGUUUGUGAGUUUUUUAUUUAUCAUAAAAAUAUGAAGCUUUUGGAGAACUGCAGAUUUGAAGCUGUCAACAGCGCCUUGUCAGCACAAUUGGGUGAUUACAAGCUCUGUGGGCGAAUUGAGAGCUAUUCCUGCAAGAUGGCAGGCCAAGAUAAGCAACUCUUCAAAAGGAUGAAUAUUGAUGGAAGUCCAAGUGAUUUGCAAGCCCUCUCUCCACCUCAGGCAUCACGGUUGAGUGCAUCUCCUUCCCUGUCAAGGUCUGUAAGCAGUGACAGUGAUGGGAGUGGAAUGCUAUGUGAUGCCAUCAGUCGUAAGACCCUAUUCUACCUCAUAUCCACUCUCAACAGUGCAUUUGGCCCCGAUUAUGAUUUCUCUGCCACCAAAUCUGAGGAAUUUAGUCGGGAGCCUAGCCUGCAGUGGGUAGUGAACAACGUUGACAGUAAUCUAAGUGCCACUGCAUCAGAGGUCUAUGGUCCCUUGAGGAAUAUCCUAUGGUCCACGAUUGAUGAGGAGAUCAACUUGUCUGAAUGUGACAUCUACAGUUACAAUCCAGAUCUAGUGUCUGAUCCAUUUGGAGAGGAUGGAUGCUUGUGGUCCUUUAACUACUUCUUCUAUAACAAGAAGUUGAAACGAAUAGUGUUUUUCACCUGCAGGGCCCAGAGUGCCAAUGCACCUGGAUACUAUGAUGGCGUCAGCUCGGCCUUGCAGGAUGAAUUGGUCCUCUUCGAUGGAGAUUAAAGGAGUGAGAGGGAGUUGCAGACAUGGAUCAGAAAUGCUGCAGCGUAUUGAAAAUGAAAGUACAAGCUAGCUUUCUCAUCCUACGCCCUUUUUUUAUGAAUGUUUUCUCCUAAGUUUUUGAAUCUCCCUGGGGGAAUCCCACCAAGUAGAUACUUAGAAGUUCCCAUCUCUCUUUUAUUCUUCCUCAUACUUUUUUUUUGCAUCAUUAAGACUAAGGAGAAUUGUAAUUUCCUAGAUUUGAGGAAUACUCUGUCUUGGACUACUAGUCCUGAUGUGUGACAUUUUUUCUGUUGCACCAUUAAUGCUUAAUUUCUUGAGCCUUAUUUACCUGGUGAUUUGCAAAUUUGGGAUUGUCCCAUCCUGGUUCCAAGAAAGCUUAUUCCUUAAUAUUGUGUUCUAAUGUCAUAGCUUCUAUGUUCUGAAAAAAGGGUCCAAUUCUAAUGUGAAAUAGUUAGAUUUUUACCCUUUCAGAGAAACUUACAUCUUCUGGAAUCAUGUAAGAAGCCCCCCCCCCAAACUGAAACUGAAGCGCUUGGAUCUUGAAUUCAAGACAUGGUGAGGAUUGUAUCAAUGCACCAUCAGAACAUGUUUUGUACUCCAGAGACUGGUCUCAUGAGAUUUUACUUUUUCUUUUGUUGUUUGAUACUGUCACAUGACAGGAGGGCAUUUUUGAGGAAUUAUUCAAUCCCAAGGUAUCUGACACAUGCAUAUUUUAAAAGUCUUCUUAGUUAUCUUUAACUGCAUCUUCUUUUCAUUAUCCUUUGACUUCUUUUGGAAGUGAUGGUAUGGAUGUUACAAUUUUGUUUCCCUGUGGUACCUGUACAUGAAGUACAUUUCUUCCCGAUGUCUGCUAGCCAGACAGCUUCUCAUAGUCUAGAUCUCAUCUAACCAUCAUCAGUAUCUCAUUUUCAUCUUGGGGCAUAAGUUCUGCCUCCCUCCAGCAUCUUCAUCUACUUUGUAUGCUUGAUGAGAAGAAUAAGGAGAGAGAAACAUGGAAGUGUAAACUUCCUACUUAAUUGAUAUUCAGACAUUAUCUCUUCUUGGAAUUUCAUUCUCUCCUCCCCUCUCCUCCCUUUCUCCCCACUUCCAUUGCAAAGGUGUUGCUAGUACAAACUCAUUCAUUCUGUGAAAUCAUUUCCCUCCUCUUUCCCAACAUAUAUCUCCCUGUCUCUGGUUGUGAACCUCGUACUGCAAAUGUCCUGUGGAUAUAUGCAUUUUUGCCCUGGAUUGUUUGAUGUUAUGCAUAGCUUGCACUACCAGGCAAUCAUCUUUGUGUGAAGAAUCUUCAUUUGAAGUAUUACACUAAGAGGUAUUGAUAGGAGUAUGUGUCGUGUGUCCAUCACAUCUCAGUUCAGAGAAAGAAGCGAAGAACAGAGAGAUUGGAAGAUGAAAAAAUUGUCACCUGAAAAGACCUGAUAUUUGUUUUCCCCUCCUGUCUCAUGGGAAUGUUGUGCAACAGAAGGGAAUUUCUGCAGAUGUUUAUCCUAACACUGAUAGAGAAUAAAUAUGUC
This is a messenger RNA of Darwinula stevensoni, 2526 nucleotides long. Lineage: Eukaryota; Metazoa; Arthropoda; Ostracoda; Podocopida; Darwinulidae. The record is from the annotation of a GenBank genome assembly.